This is a messenger RNA of Brassica oleracea var. oleracea, 667 nucleotides long. RefSeq lists its product as uncharacterized. Gene Ontology annotation, biological process: regulation of protein localization to cell surface; regulation of double fertilization forming a zygote and endosperm; double fertilization forming a zygote and endosperm. The transcript has a single exon. Lineage: Eukaryota; Viridiplantae; Streptophyta; Magnoliopsida; Brassicales; Brassicaceae. The coding region runs from base 51 to 548 and encodes 165 amino acids. The record is from RefSeq and is a predicted model, not a curated record. Gene Ontology annotation, cellular component: extracellular region; vesicle.
ACAUUUCACAUAUCCAAACCUCAUAAAAGCUCCCAAGAAUCCAAAGAAAAAUGAAGAAUCUCGCGAUGCUUGUUGCUAUUAUACUCUUCUCAUGCUAUGUCACAUCUCAAGUCACAGCAAGUGAUAUGGAGUCAAUGCCAUCAUUGCGUAGCGAAAAGCUCGAAUGGUGGCAUUACCAUUCCUACCCUUACUUUCACCCUAAGCCGCCACAGUGGACGUUCCCAUGUGCUGGCGGAAAGGCCUUUCCGCCACUCCCAGCCGGCUACAACCACCCUUUCCACCCUGUUCCGUUCCAUCCACCACCGGUAGUCGCCAAGUGCUUGUCUGAUUGCAAGGAUGUAAAAACAUGUAUGGCGGAUAUCCAGAAAGCUUUCUUCACCCACAAACCUGUUAUUGGAUCGGAUUGUUGUGCUUCGAUACAGAAGAUGGAUGUAGACUGUGACAAGACUGUUUUUGGAGCUUACCAUAACCCUUUCUUUGACUACUUUGUUAAGUUACAUUGCGCCACCAAAGCUGGAUCUACUCCAUCUGCUCCCUCGCCAGCUUAGGGGCUUUAGUUAGAUAUCAGAAUUAUAAAUAAUGAGUUCUUAGUUGGUUUUAUAUUUUUCUUUUUUAAUUAUGCUUCUCCAUGUUGGUCUUCAAGAAAAUAAAGGUUUUUUUUGCUAAC